Chenopodium quinoa (quinoa) is the source of this 657-nucleotide messenger RNA. RefSeq lists its product as uncharacterized. Gene Ontology annotation, molecular function: nucleic acid binding; zinc ion binding. Bases 1 to 657 code for a protein of 218 amino acids. The record is from RefSeq and is a predicted model, not a curated record. NCBI's taxonomy places the organism in Eukaryota, Viridiplantae, Streptophyta, Magnoliopsida, Caryophyllales, Amaranthaceae. The transcript is spliced from 3 exons.
AUGGAACAACUAGCUGGAUCAUUGAUGACUCAUGAACUUCACCUGAGUUCCAAUACUGAAAGUUCCAAUAACAAGAGUCUUGCUCUUAAGGCUCAAAACUUAGAGGAAUCGGAAGCUGAUGGGGAAGAAAUGGCAAUGCUAGUUAUUAGAAAGUUCAAAAGGAUGAUUAACUACAAGAAGUUUGAUAGGAACAAGAAGUAUGCAAGUUCCAGAAACACAACUUGUUUCAAAUGUGGGUCUAAAGAUCACUUCAUCAAAGAUUGUCCACUAUCAGAUGGUGAGAAAGGAAAGACAAAGGAUGCCUACUAUGGGGGUACUGUGACCUUUGGUGAUAAUAUGAUAGGAGAUAUAGUUGCUAUUGGCAAAGUAGGAAGAAUCAUUCACAAUGACACUGGGAACAUUAUUUUAGAAGGAACUCGUAAAGGGGACACAUAUGUUGUGGAUCUUAACGAGGUUCCUAAUAGCAGUUUAACUUGUCUUACUGUCAUUGAGGACGAUCCUUUAUUAUGGCACAAGAGAUUUGGCCAUGCAAGCAUUACUUUACUUGAUAAAUUGAGAUCUAAGGAACUAGUGGAAGGACUUCCUUGCAUUAAGUUCCUGUAUGACAAAGUGUGUGAUGCUUGUGUUAGAGGAAAACAGACUCGAGUUUCUUUUUAA